Hippocampus zosterae (dwarf seahorse) is the source of this 2399-nucleotide messenger RNA. Its product is annotated as probable E3 ubiquitin-protein ligase DTX2. Gene Ontology annotation, molecular function: zinc ion binding; ubiquitin protein ligase activity. Lineage: Eukaryota; Metazoa; Chordata; Actinopteri; Syngnathiformes; Syngnathidae. The record is from RefSeq and is a predicted model, not a curated record. Gene Ontology annotation, cellular component: nucleoplasm. Gene Ontology annotation, biological process: protein ubiquitination; Notch signaling pathway.
AACGCUGUCACAAAAAGAAAGAAAAAACGUUGAGCGUCUCACCUUUCCUCGGGCGCCUCGCAGCUUUGCUCACAAAUGUAUUUGAAUAUGAAUAUUAAGUGACCAAAUGUCGCGUUAGUUGCCAUAAACGGGGUUUUAACGCGUUCGUCAUGGUGUUCUUCGACGAACCCAGCUAGCUUAGCCUUUCUUCGUCGAGGCUCCACAGUUGACGUUAGCGUCGAGCUAAAGCUCAAGCGCAGCCGAUCGACGAUGGCGAUUGUGUCCGGCUCCUGCGCGCGGGUCAACGGCUCCCGCAGCGGGCCCUCGGCGGCGGUGGCCGCGGUCCCGGUCCCGUCCCCGUCCUCCGGCCAGUCGCAGCCCAUGAUAGCCGUGUGGGAAUGGCAGGACGAUCUGGGCCACUGGCGGCCAUACAGCGGCCAGGUGAGCGCCUACAUCGAGCGCUGCCUGUCGCCGCGAGGCCCGGGCGGCGCGCCCGCCGCCACCACCAUCUGCCUGGGACAGUCGGACCCCGGCCUGUCGCCGUAUCUCAUCGACGUGGCCAGCUUGAAGCAGUUCAGACAGGACACGGGGAAGACUCGAUCGGUGCGGCGCUCCCUAUUCGCGCAGUCGUCGGGCCUGGGCAGCGGCGUGUACUGGGAGUGGGCCAACGACGAGGGCGGCUGGACGCCGUACGAGACGCGCACGUCCAUCCUCCUGGAGCACAGCUACCAGGCCCGGCAGGGCACGGCCGACCUGGGCCCGCACGGCCACAACUACAUCGUGGACCUCACCUCCCUGGCCCAAGUCAACAAGUCGUCGGGCUUCAGGCGGCAGGUGCGGCGCCAGUGCAACCUGCCCUACCCGCUGGCCUCCUUCGGACCCCCGGCCAUCCCCUCGGGGCCCUCGGCGCUACCUGCCGGCGUCCCCGCUUCCUCUUCCUCAUCGGGGGGCCCGGCCUGCUCCUGCCAGCAGUGUCUUAGCCACGGGGCCACGGGGCCCAUGCCCAGCCGCUCCCGUCACUCCUUCUCGUCGGGCAGCCUCAACCGGCCCAGCCUGCAGGGGGCCGGCAGGGUGGCGGCGGCGGCGGCGCAUCCCACCUCCGUGUACUCGCCGUACCCCCGCAGGCCCCUCUCAGUCGGCGGGAUGUCUUGGGGCACCCCCUGGCCCCCGCCGCAUUCUGCUAGCCAGCUGGCCGCGCCGCUUCUGAGCAGCGCCUCGGGCGCCAACGGCCUCAGCGUUCCUUCCAUCCCCGUUCAGAUCAACGGAUCCACCAGUGUCAGCUCGGCCCUGGCAGGCAUGGCCUCCAUUUUGAUGUCGGCGGUCGGACUGGGCGUGCACUUCACCACCGCCGCCGCCGCCCCCCUCCCGCAGCCGCCGCCGCCUCCUCAUCAGCAUCUGCCACCCCAGCAAUUUGCGCUCCCGCCGCCGCUUGCGCCUCACGUCCAGUUCCCCCCCUCCGGCCGGCCCAGCAAGCCCCCCGCGGCGGGCAGCGGCGGCUCAAUUAAGAGAGCCAAGAGGCAGCACAGGAGAGCUUCCAGUCAGAGAGCCGAGGAGGUGAUCCGACGUUACAUGGAGGUGGUGCCCGGCGUCCCGGACGAGGACUGCAUCAUCUGCAUGGAUCAACUGUCCAAUCCCUCCGGCUACGAGACGCAGCCCCCGGCGACGGCGGGGGAAGGGGGGCAGGGCAUCCUGCCGGACGCCGUGGGGAAGUUUGUCAAGUGCGGGCACACCCUGCAUAUGCUCUGCAUGCUGGCCAUGUACAACAACGGCACCAAGGACGGCAGCCUUCAGUGCCCCUCGUGCAAGACCAUCUACGGCGAAAAGACGGGCACGCAGCCAAAAGGCAAGAUGGAGAUUUACAGCAUCCCGCAAGCGCUGCCCGGACACCCGGACUGCGGCGCCAUCCAGAUCAUCUACAGCAUCCUGCCGGGAAUACAGGGUCCGGAGCAUCCCAACCCGGGACAGCCCUUCACCUGCCGAGGAUUCCCUCGCUUCUGCUUCUUGCCCGACAGCGACAAAGGCAGGAAGGUUCUGGAGCUGCUAAAGGUGGCGUGGAUGCGGCGCCUCAUCUUCACGGUGGGCACGUCCAGCACCACCGGCGAGCCCGACACGGUGGUGUGGAACGGCAUUCACCACAAGACGGAGAUGAUGUCCAACCUGUCGGGACACGGCUUCCCGGACCCCAACUACCUGGACAACGUCCUGUCGGAGCUGGCCUCGCAGGGCGUGACCGAGGACUGCCUCAAAGCCCCCGGCUGCAGCAGCUAAGUCACUGCCUGCCCACUCCAAAAGGAAACGAAAAAAAAAAGUCUCAUCCUCCAACUGGAAGGGAACAUCACCAUACAAGCACUGGAAUAGGGGAGAAAAUCCCAGAAACUUUUCCACCUUCGGAAGUCAUAUCAGAUCCGUAACAGGCCAGA